CCCAAUGGAGUCCAGGAAAGAAAAAACCCUAGUCUCCUUCUUCCUAUUCCUUCGCAUAUUAGUCUCGUUCCUUUAUUCUGCCGCUGCAAAAACACUACUCUCUGCGCGGGAUUCCACACUAUUCCUUCACAAAUGGCUUCCGAGAAGAAACUGUCCAAUCCCAUGAGAGAAAUCAAAGUGCAGAAACUCGUCCUCAACAUCUCCGUCGGCGAGAGCGGUGAUCGUCUCACUCGCGCUGCCAAGGUGCUCGAACAACUCAGUGGCCAAACUCCUGUUUUCUCCAAAGCAAGGUACACUGUGCGUUCCUUUGGGAUUAGAAGGAACGAGAAGAUAGCAUGCUAUGUGACGGUGAGGGGUGACAAGGCGAUGCAGCUUUUGGAAAGUGGGUUGAAAGUUAAGGAGUACGAGCUCCUGAGGAGAAACUUCAGCGACACUGGCUGCUUCGGCUUCGGCAUUCAGGAGCACAUUGAUUUGGGAAUCAAGUAUGAUCCUUCUACUGGUAUUUAUGGAAUGGAUUUCUUUGUUGUUCUGGAGCGCCCUGGAUAUCGCGUGGGACGUCGUCGUCGUUGCAAGUCUCGUGUUGGAAUCCAGCACCGAGUGACAAAGGAGGAUGCCAUGAAGUGGUUCCAAGUUAAAUAUGAAGGUGUCAUCCUAAACAAGUCCCAAAACAUUGUUUAGGUUUAGUCAGGCCCUUCUGUUCUUCCUUACCCUUUCUUGUUCUUUUUUUCAAUUAUCAGUACCGGAUGUUAUUUUUACAAGUCACUAGCUGUUUGACAAUUUUUUUUUUCAAUAUCAUUAAAUUUUGACAUGCA
Messenger RNA from Vigna angularis (adzuki bean), 812 nucleotides. Its product is annotated as 60S ribosomal protein L11. The record is from RefSeq and is a predicted model, not a curated record. Gene Ontology annotation, cellular component: ribosome; cytosolic large ribosomal subunit. Gene Ontology annotation, biological process: translation. NCBI's taxonomy places the organism in Eukaryota, Viridiplantae, Streptophyta, Magnoliopsida, Fabales, Fabaceae. The transcript has 5 exons. Gene Ontology annotation, molecular function: structural constituent of ribosome; RNA binding. Bases 133 to 678 code for a protein of 181 amino acids.